AUGAAUCCAGUCAAUGGCACCAUCCCGGUGACCAAGUUCAUCCUGCUGGGUUUCCCCUCCCUGGGCCGGCUAAGCCGCAAUCUUGUUUGUGCCCUUUUUUCCUCCACCUACAUCGGGACGCUGACAGGCAACCUGUGCAUUGUGUGGGCCGUCCUGCGGGACCCUCGCCUCCAACGCCUGCCCAUGUACAUUCUGCUGGGGAACUUCUCCUGGCUGGAGAUCUGCUAUGUCACGACCACCAUGCCCCGGAUGCUCUCUGACCUGAUGAACCCCGGGGUCCCCAUCUCCUCCCAUGCCUGCUUUGUGCAGUUCUACAUCUUCUUUUGCAUGGGGACCACCGAGUGCUGCUUCCUUGCAGCCAUGGCCUUGGAUAGGUACCUGGCCAUCUGCCACCCCCUGCGCUACCCCGUCCUCAUGUCCCCCCACAGAUGCUGGGUGCUGGCAGCCUCCUGCUGGGUCACCGGCUUUCUGUGGUUCGUAGUGCCUGUCGUCCUCAUCUCCCAGCUCUCCUUCUGUGUCCUCACCCUGGAUCAUUUUGUCUGUGAUCCGGGCCCAUUGCUGGCUUCCUCCUGUGCCCCAGCUCCCCAGGCUGAACUGGCCACUUAUGUCCUGAGCUCCCUCAUAAUCUUUGGUGCCGCCUUCUUCACCCUUACCUCCUAUGGUCUGAUCGUCAGGGCAGUGCUCAGGCUGCCCACAGGGGCCGGGCGGCACAAGGCUUUCUCCACCUGCUCCUCGCACCUGGCCGUUGUGAGCCUCUUCUGGGGCUCUGGCAUGGUCACCUACAUCAGCCCGUCAGCCGCAGGGGGCAGCGGGAAGAUGGCAACCCUCUUCUAUGCGGUGGCGACCCCCCUGCUCAACCCACUGAUCUACAGCCUGAGGAACAAGGAGAUGAAGGAUGCUCUGAGAAGGACCCUGCUGGGGAAGCUGUAG
Messenger RNA from Trachemys scripta elegans, 930 nucleotides. RefSeq names its product olfactory receptor 11G2-like. Bases 1 to 930 code for a protein of 309 amino acids. The transcript has a single exon. Gene Ontology annotation, molecular function: G protein-coupled receptor activity; olfactory receptor activity. Lineage: Eukaryota; Metazoa; Chordata; Testudines; Emydidae. Gene Ontology annotation, biological process: G protein-coupled receptor signaling pathway. The record is from RefSeq and is a predicted model, not a curated record. Gene Ontology annotation, cellular component: membrane.